AUGGCAGAAAACUUGAGAGUCCCUAUGUUUUUACAUCCGUUACGUCAUACUAUUAUUCUCUUAUUUUUGCACCGUCGCGUUUUCACGCCUCUCGCGGUCAUCUUGGGCUCAUUCCACAAUCAAAACGCCUUGGCACUGCAGGCAUCCGGGCUGGGAUCUCCUCUGGACAGUAACGUGGAUCCGACUGCAAAUGCGGCGGCCACGAUUGCUGCUGCCGCUCUGGUCUCGCGACAGCAACAACAUCAGCAACAGCAACACUACCAGAAUCUUUCACAAACACUGAUGAACUCGGGGUCCGCGUUUGUAUCGUUAGCUUGUGCCUCAUUGAUACCGUAUCCAAAUUCACCACAUUUUCCAAUUCCGGUUAACAAUUUUCUCGGACAACAUUCCUCGACCAACGCGAUGACUUUGAACACGCCUGGACUGAACCAAUCGGCCUAUCUGAGCCCGGCUCAGCUAGAAUACCACUCACAAAUGCAGUCAAAAGAUGCACACGAUGGAAGGAAGGCAAUCAACUCCACACUGGUAAACAGUCUUCCAGCUUCAUCAAGUCCUUUAAUUAACCAAAAUAGUGCGGACGACCCGCACAACUCGCAUAAUUCUCAAUCUCAGCAGCAUCAUCAGCAUCGCCGGACGCAGUCGGCCUUUUUCGAUCGUGCCGAAUUGCGGCAUCUUCCAAGCACAGUGCCAACGGAUUCACCCUAUUUGGAUGAGACUGGGUUAAGUACGGCCGCGUACAGCCCAGAGGUACUACUUAACUACAAAUACCUCUCCCCAUUCCUUGUGCCCGCUUUUGCCACACAAAGUGCUCACGGGAAUCCGCAGACCACGGCAGCUCUUCUUCCUCCGCCCGGCCUUACUCCGGCAUUCACUCUGCCCACCAACGGUAGCGUCUACAGUCCUCUAGAACUGGGACAACCGAAUGGUUUGAUGAGCCCCGUUUCCGCCUUGGUCACAGCCACUAACUACUUACCGACUAGUCUUUCAGCCCCCAUGACAAUGACCACACCGGGCGGUCUGCCAUCCCUUAUGCCCAAUCUGACAUUCAAUUUGCUCAAAACUCUACAACCUCCACCCCAACCGCACACCCAAUCAGCCCAUCCACAUCAGUCUGGACCAGCAUCGGCCCAACCGCCAACGUCCCACCUGCACUUGAGUGCGCUGAACGCGCAGCUUCAAUUGCAGGGUUGGCCAAAUCCCGGUCCGUAUCCGCUGGUGGCUGUUGGUUCCAAGGUCUUCCCCACCCCAGGGAAUUCAUCUGUCUCGGGAACUCCAAACAAAUUGGUCAGUUUGACCAACGAGACCGGCGGAUACCCGUCCAGUGAUACGGCAUCCACUCCCGUGUGGCUAUCACCGCCGAAAAUUCCCCGCCCUCCCACCCCACACACACAACCUACCAAACCCCCAAUCUGGUCCAGUCCUGCCCGCUUUGUUCGACUGAUCGGUUGUUAG
Echinostoma caproni is the source of this 1452-nucleotide messenger RNA. The record is from the annotation of a GenBank genome assembly. NCBI's taxonomy places the organism in Eukaryota, Metazoa, Platyhelminthes, Trematoda, Plagiorchiida, Echinostomatidae.